CAAUGGCCGUACUUAUGUCGCUGUCGCUGCCUCUGCGGGAUGCCCUGCGGAUGCUGCCCCUUGGGCCGGGCACUUGGAUAGCCGUUCGGUCGCGAGAAGAGGGCUCCACCCGUACGCCAUGAGGAGUCGACGUGGGCUUUGGGGUUGGGACGAUAGAACCCGGAGUUCGUGCGGCUUGCCGGCCGGUCCGGAACGACUGCGCCGGAUAGGGCUCGAGUCGGCAGUCUCCAGCUCUCGUUUCCGGGUUCGGGACCACGCGCCCUGGGCGCACACCAGCGUUAUCCACGGCGCCGGUUACUCGGCCGUUGACUGGGAUGCCGGGCGGGGGGUCCUCAUCGCUGGCAGAAAGAACGGCGGGCUUGCAGUGAUGAUGACCGGGGCCCCGAUGAAUGUCGGCGACGGGGGUGGUGGUGAUGCCCCGCUUCGGGGGUUCGCUCCACGGUGGGGCGGGGUUCGGAAAGUGGAGGAGCGCGUGCUCUUGACAGCUGCAUCAACACGCUGGAGGAGCCAGGUUUCCGACAUCAAGUUCCGUGGACACGCAGAGGAAUGGGCCUGCGCGACAGCGUCGUUGGGCGGCGGUGGCCAGCCAGGCGGGGUGACUGCAAGGUUUUGGACCGGACGUGGGGAUUUGGUUAACGUUUUUUCCGAGGCGCGCCUGGUCGAUCAACAGCUGCACCGGGGCUCCGCCUGGUGCACGGAGUGGGACCCCUUAACCCCGGCGAGACUGGCCAUCGGGCCGAGCACCUGCAGCCCCGUGGUGUUCUUCGACGUAGAUCAGCAGCGACCGAUACCGAUAGCCAAGUUGUCGGGGGACGUCUUCUCCAUGUCCUUCCUGCCCGCCGCCGCCCCGGGCGCCGGCAGCGCGCUCGUCUGCGGCCUGCGCGACGGCACCGUUGUCCUCGUCGACUCCCGACAGCCGUAUCACCACGGGACCGCGGCCGCCGCCGGGACCCUGCUGGCCCCCCGAGCGGACCCCUCCUCUGUAGACCACACGCACAUCCUGCGCGACGGGACACGGUGCCUCGUCAAGGACCGCUCGGGCUGUUUGCAGGUCACCGAUCUGCGGUUCUCCGGGCAUAGGGGGGGGGCGCUGGAGGUCCUGGUUCCGCCCGGGGGGCAAGGGAAGCGGGCGCCUUGGCCAGCGAAGUUCGCCUUGGACGCAACGGAGACCGUAGUCGCGACGCCGGUAGCGGCGGCAGCGGCGGCAGCGGACGGCGGUGCCGGCGCUGCCAACGUAGUCGGCGGCGGCGAGCGCUUCCCACCUCAACCCCAUGCUUGGGAAAGGUUUACCUCUUCGAGUAUCGACGGCCUCCCAAACGGUAUCGGCGGGAGCAUCUACGACGUCAGGAACGAUCACGGCGGCGGGUACGGCGCCGAGCCGGUGCCUGCGGAGGGGGACAGCGUGCGACUGCUGAACGUGUCUUCGGGGGAAGUGCUUAACGACAUCCAGACUCCCUGGCCGUGGGUGUCACUCGCGAGGGGAGCAGGAGCAACGGUAGGCGGUCGGGAGGGCGGCGGCGGCGGCGACUGCUGUCGCCGCGAAGAGGUCCGGUUUUGGGGGACAGCGUUGGCACCCGGGCGCGGAGCUGCUGUGUUUGAGGCUCGCAUGACCACGUCUGAGGAUGGAUACGGGCGGGAACAACGAAGUGGUACAACUCAGCUAAAUGCGUAGCUCGGCAGGGUGCUACGUGAUGCCCCUCCUUGUCCAUUUAUCGCGGGUGAGACCGCUCGCAAUGGUAUAUGCCAGCGUCAGCGGCGUACCCCCGCUGGAAGCUGGGUCGUGAAGGACAUACGGAGUAAUUUGGACCAAAAGCACAACAGGUGUCAAGACCAGCCUGGCGAGGGGAUACUUCCUUCCCUACGUUGCAAAAGCAUUAGCCACAAGAACGCGUGUGGGUCAGUGAGGUCGGUACGCGGAAGGUACAUAUGUGUAGACCCCGGGGUGUCGCUGGAAAUAGUGCAUGUGAAACAGUGCCAAUAUCCAGAGAGGACAGUGGGGAAAGCGCCAGUCGAAUAUACGCGCUUAGUCUAUGUGUUCGUCAGGUGGAAACUUGCCGGGAAUUGAACACUUGUGGUGUCCAGCCCGGCGCCACAGACGGCUGCAGCGCUCAGGCCGAAGAGCUCGCUGCUCUAUGUACGAUGUACACGACAUGCGUUGAAGAGGGUACACGAUGGGUAUUUUGGUAGCGGACUAUUUCAGUUGUCUUUAGCGCAUGUCUCGUUGGCAGCUUGUCCCACCCCCUUCCGAAAAGGGUUUUCCAUACCGAAGGCCCCCUCAAUAACCGCAGCAGUAGCGCUCCGCAUCUGCUGCAGUGCCCCAAGUUGAGAGGCCCAUGAGGUUCACACCGUCAUGGUCGAUGUAACCCUACGUUUACAGUCAUGGUAGCGGAGCUGCUGCAGUUGUUCGCACGAAGCCGGCGCCACAAAGAACACCACCGCCGCUGCUUGUGCGUUGGACGCCUACUAAUAUCUUCUUGUUCGAAUGCAUGAUGACCAGAUAAAGCUGCACGUGACUUGCCCUGCAUGCAAAGUUGUCCACUAAAUUGGGGGGGGUCGCGCAACAGCUGAAGUUGGAUUCAUCAGUCUUCGGGCCUUCCUUGAGUACCAAGUCUGUGUUGAUACGCCCAAAUAUUCUGAGCACGAGUCUACAAUUUUCGGAACAUG
Messenger RNA from Ectocarpus siliculosus, 2664 nucleotides. Lineage: Eukaryota; Phaeophyceae; Ectocarpales; Ectocarpaceae. The record is from the annotation of a GenBank genome assembly.